Molecule: messenger RNA, 3027 nt
Organism: Durio zibethinus
Lineage: Eukaryota; Viridiplantae; Streptophyta; Magnoliopsida; Malvales; Malvaceae
Source: RefSeq, a predicted model, not a curated record
UAACAUUGCUUUCUGAAUUCCUCAGCAGAUAAAUGAUCAUUUCAUCUGGACAACAGGCUUGAUAUGGAUCCAGUUAUUAAACACUUCAGUCACCCGCAUCCCUUAAAACUGCUAAAUUUUCCACCGCAAACCACAAAUACAUUUAUGUGUGCAGGUUGCAAAUACGAGGUCUCAGGAUGGUUCUACUUUUGCAGUAUUUGCAACUACUACCUUCACAAAACUUGCUCCCGUAUGCCUCCAAAGGUAGAGCAUCAAGUCGACCCAAAACACACCCUUGUUCUUCUUUCAUCCCCUGUUUAUGCUACUUGUUCCUUCAAGUGCAAUGCCUGUUGGAAACUUGGCACAGGCUUUUGCUACCACUGUAGAGACUGUCAGCUUGAAAUACACGCUCUUUGCAUCUAUAACCCUUCAUUAGUCUAUACUAGCACCCACCAUCACACACUGGAACUUUGUUUCAGCCCUCCGUAUAGUACGAAGGAAUUUCAGUGUGACAUCUGCAAACAAAUUGGUUCAAACCACUGGCUGUAUAGAUGUGGCUACUGCAAAUAUGACGUUCACAUGAACUGUGCCAUGUCCAACCGGUUGCAGCCAGCCACAGAGGUCCCACAGACAAAGCAACAGAUUCUGUGCCCUACUGAUUGUGCCAAUACUCAAUUCCAAUCUGCAAGAGCGAUCCAAAACCAACGAACACAUGAGGAGCAACUGCCGUGGCAACCCAAUCAAGCGCACAAUCAACUUCAACCUGUCAGAGGGGUCCAACAAACACAGCAGAAUCAACUGCUUUGCCACAAUAUUUUUGCCAGUACCCAUCCUCGAUCUGUCAAAGGGAUCCAACAAAUACAGGAGCAAAAACUGCAUCACAGCAAUAGUUUCAAUAUUCAAAUUCAACCUAUCAGAGCAAUUCAAGUUGAAAAAACACAACAGGAGCAACUUCUAGGCCAUACUGAUAGAACCAACACUAAUGCUCAACAUGUCACAGGCAUCCAACAAACACAGCAACAGCCCCGAUUGGUCAUGUAUCGAAGUUUCCCUCCCCAAUUUUCCAAAUUCAUGACCGGCCUUCCAACUUCACGUUCAACAUUUUACCAUGUUUCUCAACCUGUCAUACCUAUACCACCGCAACAAAUCUAUGUUCCGUACGUUCAAACUCCAACUCCAAUUCCCGAAGCUGGUUCAUCAAAUUGGAAUCAACCUUACAAAGUGAAUGGUUAUACGGCAAGUAUGCCAAUCGUGUCUGUUCGUCAGCAUGGUCCACAACUUAUUCAUCAAAUGAAUCGUUAUACAGCAAGUACGCCAACCAUUGCUGCAGUUCCUCAGUAUGUUCAGCUUCCUAGUACGACAAAGCCAGGCAACAAUCUCAUGGGCCAUGUGGUUCAAGAAUUAAUUGAUGGUUUCGUUCACCAAGCAGUUGGGGCUAUAUUUGAUAGUGCAACUUCUGGAGACCUCCCAUUUGAUCUAGAUAUUGUUAUGAGCUCUGAACCAUCGAUGAAGGUGAAGUGUGUGUGUGAGUGUAUGGUCUCCAUUUCGGAUUCACAGAUUGGUGGAAUUAAUAAUUACGGAAUUAUAAAUGAUCAUUUCAUGGGGACAACGGGAGAAAUGAGCAGGCUUGAUAUGGAUCCAGUUGUUCAACAUUUCAGUCACCCACAUCCCUUAAAACUGCUAAAUUUUCGACCGCAAACCACUAACACAUUUAUUUGUGCAGGUUGCAAAUUAGAGGUCUCAGGAUGGUUCUACCUUUGCAGUACUUGCAACUACUGCCUUCACAAAAGUUGCUCCCGUAUGCCUCCAAACGUAGAGCAUCAAGUCGACUCGAAACACACCCUUGUUCUUCUUUCAUCCCCUGUUUAUGCUACUGGUUCCUUCAAGUGCAAUGCCUGUGGGAAACUUGGCACAGGCUUUUGCUACCACUGUAAAGAUUGUCAGCUUGAUAUACACACUCUUUGCAUCUAUAACCCUUCAUCAGUCAAUACUAGCACCCACCAUCACACACUGGAACUUUGUUUCAGCCCUCCAUAUAGUAAGAAGAAAUUUCAGUGUGACAUCUGCAAGCAAAUUGGUUCAAACCAUUGGCUGUAUAGAUGUGGCUCCUGCAAAUAUGAUGUUCACAUGAACUGUGCGAUGUCUAACCGAUUGCAGCCAGCCACACAGAUCCAACAGACAAAGCAACAGAUUCUGUGCCCUACUGAUUGUGCCGAUGCUCAACUCCAAUCUGCAAGAGCGAUCCAAACCCAACGAACACAUCAGGAGCAAGUGCUGUGCCAAGCCAAUCAAGCGCACAAUCAACCUCAACCUGUCAGAGGGGUCCAACAGACACAGCAGAAUCAACUGCUUUGCCACAAUAUUAUUGCCACUACCCAUCCUCUACCUGUGAAAGGGAUCCAACAAACACAGGAGCAAAAACUUCAUCACGGCAAUAGUGUCAAUAUUCAAAUUCAACCUAUCCGAGCAAUUCAAGUCGAACAAACACAUCAGGAGCAACUUCUAGGCCAUUCUGAUAGAGCCUACACUAAUGUUCAACCUGUCACGGAUAUCCAACAAAUACAGCAACAGCCCCAACUGCAUAGGUCUCGAAGUUUCCCUCCCCAGUCUUCCAAAUUCAUGACCGAUCUUCCAAAUUCAGGUUCAACAUUUUACCAUGUUUCUCAACCUGUCAUACCCAUACCACCACAACAAAUCUUUGUUCCAUACGUUCAAACUCCAACUCCAAUUCCCGAAGCCGGUUCAUCAAAUUGGAAUCAACCUUACAAAGUGAAUGGUUAUGCAGCAAGUAUGCCAACCUUAGCUAUUGGUCAGCAUGGUCCACAACCUAUUCAUCAAAUGAAUCGUUAUACAACAAGUACGCCAACCAUCAUUGCUGCAGUUCCUCAGUAUGUUCAGCCUCCUCACACGACAAAGCCAGGCAACAAUCUCAUGGGCCAUGUGGUUCAAGAAUUAAUUGAUGGUUUCAUUAACCAAGCAGGAGAGACUAUAUUUGAAAGUGUAACCUCUGGAAACCUCCCAUUUGAUAUAGAUAUUGGCAAUUCCUGA